Paramecium tetraurelia is the source of this 576-nucleotide messenger RNA. RefSeq lists its product as uncharacterized. Gene Ontology annotation, biological process: mRNA processing. The record is from RefSeq and is a predicted model, not a curated record. Lineage: Eukaryota; Ciliophora; Oligohymenophorea; Peniculida; Parameciidae. Gene Ontology annotation, cellular component: THO complex part of transcription export complex. The transcript is spliced from 4 exons.
AUGAAUCGAGAAUUACAGCCACCAUACAAAUUAGACACGGAUUCAACUGAAAGGAUUAUAAAAGAUUUAUUGAUUUAUAAAGACGCUCAAUUGAAGGUCAUCCUUAAAAAAUAUAUUGAUAUCACUGCACCAUAAGAAACAUUGAGCGAAGAAAAAUUACAAUAAUUGGUUACUGAAUUUUAAAAAGAGAUAGCUGUUUAUGAAUUUUAAAUAGCCAAGGCAGCCAGAUAAUUGGAGGCAUAAAAUUUUGAUAGAGAAUAAAAUUAAGAAUUAAACAAAUCGAUAAUCGAAGGAAUUAAAUAAACUGAUUUGGAAAUAGAAAAUCUGAAAAGUGUGUAUCAGAUUGAAGAAUAGAUAAAAAUUAAUAGAUAACAUUAUGAAAAUCUAUCUAAAUAAAUAAGUAGUUAUGAAAAUGUUGACACUGUUAUGAAAAAUAUAGAAGCAGCAACAAUAAAUAUUGAAUAAUUAAAAAUUCAACACAAAUAAGCUGCAGAAUUAAUUAAAAUUAAAGAAAAAUAAUUAUUCAUGAUGUUGCAUUUAAUGCAGGAUUUAAUUGAGGUCAAGUAUGAAUUAUGA